UAAAAAUUUCCGAAUAUGUGACAUUACCAAAAGAAGAUUUUCUUAAUCUUCUGUUAUAUAAAGUUUUGGAACCAUUCAAACAAGACAAAUUAAAAGCUUUGAUUUAAAGAAUAGUUUAUGAUGUAAAAAUACAGGUUUUAGUAUGAAACAUUUCUUUUAAAUGCUUCAAUAUGAGACUAGCAGCUUUGCUGCCUAUCCAGGCUAUGGUCAAAGUUAGAAGUGUUCCGAUAAAUUUGGCGCAAAAUUUUAAACGAACACUGACAAUGCAAUCGACAGCUAAGUGUAGAGGAGCUCUCAUUGUAUUUGAAGGAUGUGACCACAGUGGCAAAACAACACAAUGUAAAAAACUUAUUGCAGCUUUGAUUGAAAAAGGAAUAAAAACGGAAGCCAUGCGUUUUCCAGACCGAACAACAACAAUUGGUAAAAUGAUUGAUGGUUAUCUUAGUAACAAAUGUGAAAUAGAAGACCAUUCAGUUCAUCUUCUAUUUUCAGCCAACCGAUGGGAAAUGGUGCCCAAAAUAAAAUCCAAGUUAGAAGCAGGAAUUACAUUGAUAGUGGACAGAUAUGCCUAUUCUGGUGUGGCAUUUACAGCAGCUAAAGAGGGGUUCGACAUAAAUUGGUGUAAACAGCCAGAUGUUGGUCUACCCAAACCAGACAGAGUUAUCUACCUUACAUUAAGUACAGAAGAGGCAGCAGCUAGAGGAACAUUUGGAAAAGAAAGAUAUGAACAAACAGAAUUUCAACAAAAAGUCUCAACAAAUUUUGAAAAGUUGAAAGAUCCAACAUGGCAGGAAGUUGCAGCUGACAAGUCUAUAGAAGACCUACACAGAGAAAUUUUAGUUAUUACUAAAAAAAUUAUUGAGGAAUCUGGUGAUAAACCUUUACAACAAUUAUGGUCAGAUUAAUAGGCUUUAAUAUUUGUUCAGGUUGCAAAAAUAUAAAAAAUCAUGUUUAUAGGAUAUUUAAUGUUGGAUGGACAGGAUGGGACAAAGAUAGUAUCUGUUUUGUGUUUUUCAUCUUUCUGUAAUUAAGCAUACCCCAUAAAGCGAUUUGUGAUGUGGCUUCUUGAGAAAAAAAUAAAACUUUUUUCAGUCAAAAUAAAAAUUAAUUUCUUUGCAUACAUUAACAACAAAGUAUUUACACCUUUAUUUUAAUGGUCCUCUGGUCUUAAAAUCAACACAGAUGGUUAAGCUCAGUCACUUGUUAAAAAUUGAAAGAUGUCCAAUAUCUCUGCAUAGAUGUUUUGUUUACAUAUUAUAUUUGAGUACCUCAACUUGAGCCUUAGGUGCAUUAGGGAUAUUGACCCAUCUAUGUGUACAUAUUUAUAUAAUCUUUGCAGAUUUUCCUGGUGGUGAAACUUAGUCAAUUUAAUCAGUAUUCUAGAUGAAGGGUAUCCAUUUCAUGUUACCAAGCUUCAUAGAUAUAGGAAGAUGUGGUAUGAGUGCCAAUGAGACAACUCUCCAUCCAAGUUACAAUUUAUAAAAGUAAACCAUUAUAGGUCAAGGUAAUGCCUUCAACACGGAGCAUUGGCUCACACCGAACAGCAAGCUAUAAAGCGCCCCAAAAAAUUACUAGUGUAAAAACAUUCAAACGGAAAAACCAACGGUCUAUAUAUAUAUAGCUAAUCUAUAUAAAAACGAGAAACGAGAAACAUGUUUACAACUUAGUCUGCAAACUUCUAAAAUGUUUAUAUACACAUUAUAAAUAUGCCCCUCACAUUGUAUACAUAUUUUGAUGUUUUUGCAAAUUUGGAGAUAUCUUAGUAUUGCAACCCAGCAAUUUAAGUCUUUACCUCAUCUAUUCCAUUAUAAUGUAGUAUAUAAAUUAUUCUAAUUAUUCAAUUUAUUAUAACCAUAAGUUAUUUAGUCUGAUACAAUAAAUGUUUUCUGUGAUAUUGUGUAUGAUCUUAUGCUGAUUACAUUAUUAUACUUCAUAAUAAAUAUUUUGUAGAAUUGUA
Mytilus californianus (California mussel) is the source of this 1957-nucleotide messenger RNA. Its product is annotated as thymidylate kinase-like. Gene Ontology annotation, cellular component: mitochondrion; cytosol; cytoplasm. The transcript is spliced from 5 exons. Gene Ontology annotation, molecular function: dTMP kinase activity; ATP binding. Gene Ontology annotation, biological process: dTTP biosynthetic process; dUDP biosynthetic process; dTDP biosynthetic process. Bases 171 to 905 code for a protein of 244 amino acids. The record is from RefSeq and is a predicted model, not a curated record. Lineage: Eukaryota; Metazoa; Mollusca; Bivalvia; Mytilida; Mytilidae.